Molecule: messenger RNA, 1695 nt
Organism: Sipha flava (yellow sugarcane aphid)
Lineage: Eukaryota; Metazoa; Arthropoda; Insecta; Hemiptera; Aphididae
Product: protein THEM6-like
Exons: 1
Coding region: 90-827 (245 amino acids)
Source: RefSeq, a predicted model, not a curated record
CUGACCGGUCACCUCGUAGUAUCGCGCGCGCGCAAUCGGUCCGGAUUUGUGCCCUCGUUUGAAAACGCGACUACCCGCGUCGGUCAUCGAUGUUGGUCGCGCUGUCCUCGACGGCGCAGGCGGCGACGGACGCCACGCACAGGGACCCGCCGGACGGCCACGGCGGUACGUCGACCACGGUGAUUGCACUGUCUGCGGCGUGCGCCACGCUCACGAUCCUCGUGCUGGCCAUGUCCGCGGUCGACGUGCCGUACUUCUGCCGCACGCUGUUCGCCUAUGUGUCGGCCACCUGGUGCCAGCGGCGGCCUCUGGGCCUGCUCGAGACGGCCGUCUACUCGUCCGUGUGCCUGACCACCGACCUGGACGUGUACCUGACGCACAUGAACAACGCACGGUACCUGCGCGAGAUCGACCUGGCGCGCGUCGAAUUCCUGCUGCGCACGGGUCUGUGGCGCGAACUGCGUCGCCGCGGUGGCCUCAUGUUCACCAUCGCCAACAGCGUGCGGUACCGCAAGUUCGUGCGCACGUUCGCCCGGUAUGAGAUCCGCAACCGGCUGGUGUACUGGGACGACGUGUCCGUGUUCUUUGAGUACCGGUUUGUCACAAAGGCGGACGGGUUCGUGCGGGCCAUCGUGUACAACCGGCAGCGCGUGGUCGGUUGCAGUGCGGACGAACUGGUCCGCUCGGUGGCCGGUACCAAAACGGUCGACGGCGGUGCCGUCCAAAGACCUGAGUGUCCAACCGAGAUCCACCACUGGAUACAGUCCAACCUCGUGUCCAGCGCCAAUUUGAGAGCCGAGAACGGAGGCCGCGGCAACGAUCCCUGACCAUCUACACCCAUCGUCCGUACGUCAUCACAUCCCGUCCAUCACGGUGGCCACCGCACUCCCAGGUCCCGGUCAAAGUUCAAUUGCUUCGCGGUGUUUACCAUUUAUCCUCUUUGUCCCUACCUAUUUUCGUCACAUCGCCCACUUACUGUUGUCUUCGCGUGAUCCUGUGAACAACCAAUAACGAAUAACAUAUACGUGUACGUAUUAUAAUUAUAUUUUAUCUAAAAAAGGAUUUAAGCGAAAUUUUCGUAUGACACUUUUGACGAGUAAAACGUAGUACAAAUGUUGAGCUAACGUGUUAGAAUCGGCAAUAAAAAAUCAAUUCGUGACCCCCAUCAGAGAAUGCUAUUAUGUAUAAUUUCGAUUUAAAAAUUAAAAAUUUUAAAAAUUUGAUUUAUUUGUUAUCUGAAAAAAUCACCAAAGACAUAACCAAAUAUUAGAAUAAUAAACUGAUUACCACUUUGUUUGAAAAAAUAUGAAGAUUUUUUUUUAUCCAAUUUACGUGUGUCUUAUUUUUCAUUAUUAAUAUUUUUUUAAUUACAAUCGUGGAUUUUUAGAAAAAUCUGUAAUAGGUUCUGUGUCUAUUUUUCCAUGUAAAAGCAAAUCUCUGUUGGCAAAUUUCUCUCAAUGCAAAGUCAAUACGUGCAACGAUAUUGAAACUCUUAACUUUUUUUCUUCCGUGAAUUUUUUUCGUGGGAGCUUUUAUAAUUUCCGCGUCAUAACGAGAAACUGCCACUAAACUUACAUUUAUCACUGAUGGACAUUGGUUUUGUUUUUUGUAUUUGUAUUCAAUGUAGGUCAAAUACUUAAAAAAAAAAGUAUACAAACGUUUGCAGAUAAAUAAUGCGUUUAAUUAUCAUUCAAA